This is a messenger RNA of Colletotrichum karsti, 768 nucleotides long. Its product is annotated as glutathione s-transferase. The transcript has 3 exons. The coding region runs from base 1 to 768 and encodes 255 amino acids. NCBI's taxonomy places the organism in Eukaryota, Fungi, Ascomycota, Sordariomycetes, Glomerellales, Glomerellaceae. The record is from RefSeq and is a predicted model, not a curated record.
AUGGCUUCCAAGACUAAGACCGAUAUCCACCUGUACACCCUUGGCACGCCCAACGGUAUCAAGGUCUCCAUCCUGUUGGAGGAGCUCAACCUGGAGUACAAGACCACCACCAUUGACAUCUCCAAGAACACCCAGAAGGAGCCCUGGUUCCUGGAGAUCAACCCCAAUGGACGUAUCCCGGCCAUUACGGAUACUUUCGAGGAUGGCAAGCAGAUCCGCCUGUUCGAGAGCGGCAGCAUCAUGCAGUACCUCGUCGACCGCUACGACAAGGACCAUAAGGUCUCUUACCCGUACGGCUCCCGCGAGUACUGGGAGGUGAACAACUGGCUGCACUGGCAGAUGGGUGGUCUGGGUCCCAUGCAGGGACAGGCCAACCACUUCAAGCGCUACGCACCCGAGAAGAUCCAGUACGGCAUCGACCGCUACACCAACGAGACCCGCCGCCUGUACCGCACCAUGGACACCCAGCUCAAGGCCAACCCGCACGGCUACCUCGUCGGCGACCGCGUGACGAUCGCCGACAUGGCGUGCUGGGGCUGGGUCGCGGCGUCCAAGUGGGCCGGCGUCGACCUCGAGGAGUUCCCGGCGCUGAAGGCGUGGCUGUGGAAGCUGGUCGAGCGUCCCGGCUUCGAGGCCGGCCGCAACGUGCCGUCGCCUCACACGGCGCUUGAGCACCACACGAAGACUGAGGAGGAGCUGGAUGCGCAGGCCAAGGGUGCCUCGGCGUGGAUCCUUAAGGGCAUGAAGGAGGAUGCUGCGAAGAAAUAA